This is a messenger RNA of Megalops cyprinoides (Indo-Pacific tarpon), 1637 nucleotides long. RefSeq names its product parathyroid hormone 2 receptor-like. Gene Ontology annotation, cellular component: plasma membrane. Lineage: Eukaryota; Metazoa; Chordata; Actinopteri; Elopiformes; Megalopidae. Gene Ontology annotation, molecular function: parathyroid hormone receptor activity; G protein-coupled peptide receptor activity; peptide hormone binding. Gene Ontology annotation, biological process: cell surface receptor signaling pathway; adenylate cyclase-modulating G protein-coupled receptor signaling pathway. The transcript has 13 exons. The coding region runs from base 4 to 1626 and encodes 540 amino acids. The record is from RefSeq and is a predicted model, not a curated record.
GGUAUGGCUAAGCCUCUGUGGUGGAACUUUGCCAAAGUCAUCAUCUACUGGAGGUUAGCGGGCGCUCAGGUGGGCUCAGAUGGCGGUAUCACAGCUCAGGAGCAGAUGUACCUCCUGUAUGAAGUCAAGCUCCAGUGUCACCAGAAUGUCUCCUCGUACGACCCCACAGAUGACCUUUGCCCUCCAGGCUGGGACGGUCUGAUCUGCUGGCCUCGAGGUUCACCUGGAGCCGUGACCAAGGUCCCCUGUCCCAGCUAUGUCUACGACUUCAAUCACAAUGGCCAUGCUUACAGGAAGUGUGAUGUGAACGGUUCUUGGGUGUACAUGGAGAAUCUGAACAGGACUUGGGCGAAUUAUUCAGAUUGCUUGAGAUUCCUUCACCCGGACCAGGAGGGGGAAAAACAGGACUUCUUUGAGCGGCUGUAUGUUAUGUACACUAUCGGAUAUGCAGUGUCCUUCAGCUCCCUCCUGGUGGCCAUCUUCAUCAUUGGCUACUUCAGGCGUCUGCACUGCACCAGAAACUACAUCCACAUGCACUUGUUUGUGUCAUUCAUGCUACGAGCUGUCAGCAUAUUUGUGAAGGACAAGGUGGUGCAAGCCAACAUGGGGCUUCAGGAGUUUGAUGCAGCCCUCAUGGAUAACUUCAAGACCAUCUCUGCAGCAUCUCUUGACAAGUCUCAGUAUAUCGGAUGCAAGAUCACAGUCCUGCUCUUCAUUUACUUCCUGGCAACCAACUACUAUUGGAUCCUGGUGGAGGGGCUGUACCUCCACAGCCUCAUCUUCAUGGCCUUCCUCUCUGACACCAAGUACCUGUGGGGCUUCACCUUGAUUGGGUGGGGUGUUCCUGCCCUCUUCGUGGCUGCUUGGGCAGUUGUCAGAGCAACGCUGGCAGAUGCGAGAUGCUGGGAGUUAAGUGCUGGCAACAUCAAAUGGAUAUACCAAGUCCCCAUUUUAACAGCUAUUGGGCUGAACUUCAUCUUGUUUGUAAAUAUCGUUCGAGUGCUGGCAACCAAGAUUCGGGAGACCAACGCAGGGCGAUAUGACACCAGGAAACAGUACAGAAAAUUGGCCAAGUCCACCUUGGUGCUGGUCCUGGUGUUUGGAGUACACUAUAUCAUUUUCGUGGGAAUGCCGCAUACCUUCAAGGGCGUCGGUUGGGAAGUGAGGAUGUACUGUGAGCUCUUCUUCAACUCCUUCCAGGGUUUCUUUGUGUCCAUCAUCUACUGCUACUGCAAUGGAGAGGUCCAGACCGAGAUCAAGAAGACCUGGACGCGCUGGAACCUGGCCUUCGACUGGAAGGGCCCGUCGGUUUGCUGCGGCUACCCCUACGGCUCCGUGCUCUCCAACCUCAACAACAGCACCAGCAGCCAGUCGCAGCUGGCUGGCGCCUCGCGCACCACCACGCUUUUCUCCAGCCGGGUGUACCGCAGCCACGGCGGCCGCGCCGUCGGCGCCCACGCCGCCCUGCCCGGCUACGUCCUCAGCAGCUCCGACGCCGACAGCCUGCCUCACUCCAUCCCCGAGGAGCGGGACGAGAGCGCCAAGCAGGUGGACGACAUCUUGCUGAAGGAGUCCCUGCCCAAGCUCUGCAGCAGCGUCGGGGAGGACGACGAGGAGACGCUGUAGAACCCAGCGGC